Messenger RNA from Eimeria tenella, 981 nucleotides. RefSeq names its product corA-like Mg2+ transporter domain-containing protein, putative. The transcript has 6 exons. Lineage: Eukaryota; Apicomplexa; Conoidasida; Eucoccidiorida; Eimeriidae. The record is from RefSeq and is a predicted model, not a curated record. Bases 1 to 981 code for a protein of 326 amino acids. Gene Ontology annotation, molecular function: magnesium ion transmembrane transporter activity. Gene Ontology annotation, biological process: magnesium ion transport.
AUGAGGGCCCCCACGGGGCCCCUCAAGGAGGCCCCAACGGGGGCCCUCACGGGGGCCCCCACGGGGGCCCUCACGGGGGCCCCCAUGGGACCUCCCACGGGGCUCCCCAUUGGUUCCCUCACGUGGGCUCUCACGGGGGCUCCCACGGGGGCCCUCAGGGGGGCCCCCAUGGGGGCCCCCACGGGGGACCCAGUGGAGGGCCUAAUGGGGGGCCCCAUGGGGGCCCCCACGGGGGGCCCCCUGGGGGCCCCAAUGGGGGGCCCCCUGGAGGGCCCCCGGGGGGGCCCCAAGACUUCGGGGGGGAGGGCGAGGGGGAGGCGGGGCUGCUGUCUCGUUCUUGCUGCUCUGUGGGCAGCAGCGGCAGCCACAAGCUGCCACAUUCUUUACCUGGAAGGCAAGUACGGAGAGGCCCAACACAGGACCCGCACUAAGGGAGAACUUUUGUCUCUUUUGAUGGAAGACCUCCACGCGCUGAAAGAGCCCAUUUCCCUUUACCAAGACCGAGUUGACGCGUUUGAUAAGGCCUUUGAUGAGCUCAUCAGCAACAACACUUAUCUCCAAAGGAUGGAACUUUCCAAAUACGCCAAAUACCCCAAUCUGUACGACGAGCCCACAGACAAGGAGGCGGUUAAUCCAGAUCUUGAGAUUCUCCUCGAGUAUUUCGACCAAGAAAUUGACCAGUUCAAGAUCCGCGUGCGCCACCUGAAGGGUUCCAUAGAAGACAGCGAGCGGCUGCUGACUCUGCGUUUGGCUGUAAUGCGAAACUCUUUAAUUAAAUCUGAAUUAGCUGCCACUUUGUUGGCUGCGGGACUGGCUGUGGGCACUUCCAUUUCAGGGAUAUUCGGAAUGAAUUUGCAAAAUGGAAACGAAGAAGGCAGCAGCAGCCACGCAGUGUUUAUUUUGGUGUCUUCUGUAAUUGCCUUUACUGCUGUUUUGUCGCUUUUGGCGGUCCUUUAUCUCGUGAAGACUAUCAGGCUCUAG